Molecule: messenger RNA, 305 nt
Organism: Staurois parvus
Lineage: Eukaryota; Metazoa; Chordata; Amphibia; Anura; Ranidae
Source: the annotation of a GenBank genome assembly
CACUGAUUGGCAUUGAUAGGUGGCACUGACUGGCACUGAUAGGUGGCACUGAAAGGCAGCUCAGAUGGGCACUGAUAUGUGGCAUUGAUGUGCACUGGUAGGCACUGAUAUGUGGCAUUGAUGUGGCACUGAUGGGCAUUGGCACGAGGCACUGAUGAGCACUGACACAAGGAACUGAUGGACACUGACAGGUUGCACUGCUGGGACUACACUGAUCCGGCUCUCCUCUCCUCUCGAGUUGUCAGCGUGACAGCUCGAGAGGAGAGAAAUGCUGAUAACCGGCAUUUCCCUUUUUAUAUGUGAUC